Molecule: messenger RNA, 12128 nt
Organism: Equus caballus (horse)
Lineage: Eukaryota; Metazoa; Chordata; Mammalia; Perissodactyla; Equidae
Gene: PAPPA
Product: pappalysin 1
Biological process (GO): proteolysis; cell surface receptor signaling pathway
Molecular function (GO): metalloendopeptidase activity
Source: RefSeq, a predicted model, not a curated record
UGUGUUAUAAAGGACGCAAAAAAUAAAUAAAUUAGAGCAUCUUUUGGGGGGAGGGAAUUCAGCGAAACAGUGUCUUAGAGGAGCUUUUUUUUUUUGUAAGAGCGAGAAAUCAUAUAAAAUAAAAUGAAAUAAAACAAGAAGGAAGGCAACCAGCUGUUAGAGGGGGAAAAUAAGGCAGAUAAAGGAGCGGGGAGAGAAAUUAAUUGCCAACCAGGAGGAGUUGGGCUGUAUUUUUCAAAGGUGGGGGGAGUGGAGCACACACCUUGAGGAGGAAAGCGAGAAAGAAAAGAAAAAAGCAAGUGGAAGGGGGGGCUCGCCCAAGAAGGGUGAAGAAGCGAAGAAAGUCGAGGCGCUGAGGCUCCCAAAGCUGGCAGCUCCGGGCGGCGGUGCAGGGGCGAAGGGGGGGCGGGGGGGACCGUCGGACAUGCGGCUCUGGAGUUGGGUGCUGCGCCUGGGGCUGCUGAGCGCCGCGCUGGGCUGCGGGCUGGCCGAGCGCCCCCGCCGGGCCCGGAGAGACCCGCGGGCCGGCCGCCCCCCGCGCCCCGCCGGCCCGGCCACCUGCGCCACCCGGGCGGCCCGCGGCCGCCGCGCCUCGCCGCCGCCGCCGCCGCCGCCGCCGGGCGGUGCCUGGGAAGCCGUGCGCGUCCCCCGGCGGCGGCAGCAGCGGGAGGCGAGGGGCGCCGCCGAGGAGCCGAGCCCGCCGAGCCGGGCGCUCUAUUUCAGCGGGCGAGGCGAGCAGCUGCGCCUCCGGGCCGACCUCGAGCUGCCCCGGGACGCGUUCACGCUGCAAGUGUGGCUACGAGCGGAGGGGGGCCAGAGAUCUCCGGCGGUGAUCACAGGGCUAUAUGACAAAUGUUCUUAUACCUCACGUGACCGAGGAUGGGUCGUGGGCAUUCACACCAUCAGUGAUCAAGGCAACAGAGACCCACGCUACUUCUUCUCCUUGAAGACAGACCGGGCUCGGCAAGUGACCACAAUCAAUGCCCACCGCAGUUACCUCCCAGGCCAGUGGGUACAUCUAGCUGCUACCUACGAUGGGCGGCUGAUGAAACUGUAUGUGAAUGGUGCCCAGGUGGCAACGUCUGGGGAGCAGGUCGGUGGCAUAUUCAGCCCAUUAACCCAGAAGUGUAAAGUGCUCAUGUUGGGAGGCAGUGCUCUGGAUCACAACUACCGGGGCUAUAUCGAGCGCUUCAGUCUGUGGAAGGUGGCCAGGACCCAGCGGGAGGUACUGUUGGACAUGGAAACCCAUGGCCUCCACACUCCUCUACCUCAGCUCCUCCUCCAGGAGAACUGGGACAAUGUGAAGCGUGCUUGGUCUCCCAUGAAGGACGGCAACAGCCCCCAAGUGGAAUUCACUGGUGCCCACGGCUUUCUUCUAGACACAAGCUUGGAGCCUCCUUUAUGUGGGCAGACAUUGUGCGACAACACAGAGGUCAUCGCCAGCUACAACCAGCUCCCACGUUUCCGCCGCCCCAAGGUGGUACGCUACCGUGUGGUCAACCUCCAUGAUGAUGGCCAUGAGAAUCCCACAGUGAGCCGCCAGCAGAUCGACUUCCAGCACCGGCAGCUGGCUGAGGCCUUCAAGCACUACAACAUCUCCUGGGAGCUGGAGGUGCUGGAGGUGAACAACUCCUCCCUGCGCCGCCGCCUCAUCCUGGCCAACUGUGACAUCAGCAAGAUUGGGGAUGAGAACUGCGACCCUGAGUGCAACCACACACUGACCGGCCACGAUGGUGGGGACUGCCGCCACUUGCGCCACCCUGCCUUCGUGAAGAAGCAGCAAAAUGGGGUGUGCGACAUGGACUGCAACUAUGAACGGUUCAACUUCGACGGCGGAGAGUGCUGUGACCCUGAAAUCACCGACGUCACCAAGACAUGCUUCGACCCCGACUCUCCAUACAGAGCAUACUUGGAUGUUAAUGAAUUGAAGAACAUUCUUAGACUGGAUGGAUCAACACACCUCAAUAUCUUCUUUGCAAACUCCUCGGAGGAGGAAUUGGCGGGAGUAGCAACUUGGCCAUGGGACAAGGAGGCCCUAAUGCACUUAGGUGGCAUUGUCUUGAACCCAUCUUUCUACGGCAUUCCCGGGCACACCCACACCAUGAUCCAUGAGAUCGGGCACAGCUUGGGCCUCUACCACAUCUUCCGAGGUAUCUCGGAAAUCCAGUCUUGCAGCGACCCCUGCAUGGAGACAGAGCCCUCCUUUGAGACCGGAGACCUCUGCAGUGACACCAACCCAGCCCCGAAACACAAGUUCUGCGGCGACCCGGGACCAGGGAAUGACACCUGUGGCUUUCAUAGCUUCUUCAACACUCCUUUCAACAACUUCAUGAGCUACGCAGAUGACGACUGCACGGACUCCUUCACGCCCAAUCAAGUCGCCAGAAUGCACUGUUACCUGGAUCUGGUGUACCAGAGCUGGCAGCCCUCCAGAAAACCGGCGCCUGUCGCCCUCGCCCCCCAGAUUGUGGGCCACACGACCGAGUCUGUGAAGCUGGAGUGGUUCCCGCCCAUCGACGGCCACUUCUUUGAAAGAGAAUUGGGAUCAGCAUGUGACCUUUGCCUGGAAGGGAGAAUCCUGGUGCAGUAUGCCUUCAACGCCUCAUCCCCGAUGCCCUGCGGCCCAUCAGGACACUGGAGUCCUCGGGAAGCAGAAGGUCAUCCAGAUGUUGAACAGCCCUGUAAGUCCAGUGUCCGCACCUGGAGCCCAAAUUCAGCUGUCAACCCACACACGGUCCCUCCAGCCUGCCCUGAGCCACAAGGCUGCUACCUUGAACUGGAAUUCCGCUACCCAUUGAUCCCUGAGUCUUUGACCAUCUGGGUGACCUUUGUCUCCACUGACUGGGACUCUAGUGGGGCUGUCAAUGACAUCAAACUGUUGACUAUCAGUGGGAAGAACAUCUCCCUGGGCCCUCAAAACGUCUUCUGUGAUGUCCCACUGACCAUCAAAGUGCGGGAUGUGGGCGAGGAGGUGUAUGGCAUCCAGAUAUACACGUUGGAUGAGCACCUGGAGAUUGAUGCAGCCAUGUUGACCUCCAUCCCAGACAGCCCUCUCUGCCUAAAGUGUAAGCCCCUGCAGUACAAAGUGGUUCGGGACCCUCCUCUCCAGGCGGAUGUGGCCUCCAUCCUACACCUCAACAGAAGAUUCACAGACAUGGAUCUAAAUCUUGGCAGUGUGUACCAGUACCGUGUUAUCACCAUUUCAGGAAGUGAAGAGAGUGAGCCAUCACCUGCUGCCAUAUACAUCCAUGGAAGUGGGUACUGUGGCGAUGGCGUUAUCCAGAAAAGCCAAGGCGAGGAAUGCGAUGACAUGAAUAAGAUCAAUGGUGAUGGCUGCUCCCUUUUCUGCAGACAGGAAGUUUCCUUCAAUUGCAUCGAUGAACCUAGCCGGUGCUACUUCCAUGAUGGUGAUGGGGUCUGUGAGGAGUUUGAACAAAAAACUAGCAUCAAGGACUGUGGUGUCUACACGCCCCAGGGGUUCCUGGAUCAAUGGGCAUCCAAUGCUUCAGUAUCCCAUCAAGACCAGCAGUGUCCAGGCUGGGUCAUCAUUGGUCAGCCAGCAGCAUCCCAGGUGUGUCGAACCAAGGUGAUAGAUCUCAGUGAAGGCAUUUCGCAGCACGCCUGGUACCCCUGCACCAUCAGCUACCCAUACUCCCAGCUGGCUCAGACCACUUUCUGGCUCUGGGCAUACUUUUCUCAGCCAAUGGUUGCUGCGGCUGUCAUUGUUCACCUGGUGACUGAUGGGACCUAUUAUGGGGACCAAAAGCAGGAGACCAUCAGUGUCCAGCUGCUUGAUACCAAAGAUUUGAGCCACGAUCUAGGCCUCCAUGUCCUGAGCUGCAGGAACAAUCCCCUGAUUAUCCCUGUGGUCCAUGACCUCAGCCAGCCCUUCUACCACAGCCAGGCAGUACGUGUGAGCUUCAGUUCACCCCUGGUCGCCAUCUCGGGGGUGGCCCUCCGCUCCUUCGACAACUUUGACCCCGUCACCCUGAGCAGCUGCCAGAGAGGGGAGACCUACAGCUCUGCCGAGCAGAGCUGUGUGCAUUUUGCAUGUGAGGCCACUGACUGCCCAGAGCUGGCUGUGGAGAAUGCUUCUCUCAACUGCUCCAGCAGUGACCGCUACCAUGGUGCCCAGUGUACUGUGAGCUGCCGGACAGGCUACGUGCUCCAGAUACAGCGGGAUGAUGAGCUGAUCAAGAGCCAGACGGGACCCAGCGUCACAGUGACCUGUGCCGAGGGCAAGUGGAAUAAGCAGGUGGCAUGUGAGCCAGUUGACUGUGGCAUCCCGGACCAGCAUCAUGUCUAUGCCGCCUCCUUCUCCUGUCUUGAGGGUACCACCUUUGGCAGCAAAUGCUCCUUCCAGUGCCGUCACCCAGCACAGUUGAAAGGCAACAACAGCCUCCUGACCUGUAUGGAGGAUGGACUGUGGUCCUUCCCAGAGGCCCUGUGCGAGCUCAUGUGCCUAGCUCCACCCCCGGUGCCCAAUGCAGACCUUCAGACGGCCCGCUGCCGAGAGAACAAGCACAAGGUGGGCUCUUUCUGCAAGUACAAGUGCAAACCUGGAUACCACGUGCCCGGCUCCUCUCGGAAGUCAAAGAAACGGGCCUUCAAGACUCAGUGCACUCAAGAUGGCAGCUGGCAGGAUGGAGCUUGUGUUCCUGUGACUUGUGACCCACCUCCACCGAAAUUCCAUGGGCUCUACCAGUGCACUAAUGGCUUCCAGUUCAACAGUGAGUGUAGGAUCAAGUGCGAAGACAGUGAUGCUGCCCAGGGACGUGGGAGCAACGUCAUCCACUGCCGGAAGGAUGGCACCUGGAGCGGCUCCUUCCAUGUCUGCCAGGAGAUGCAAGGCCAGUGCUCAGCCCCGGACCAGCUCAACAGCAACCUCAAACUGCAGUGUCCCCAAGGCUAUGCCAUAGGGUCGGAGUGUGCCACCUCAUGCCUGGACCACAACAGCGAGUCUAUCAUCCUGCCAAUGAAUGUGACUGUACGUGACAUCCCCCACUGGCUGAACCCCACACGGGUGGAGAGAGUUGUCUGCACAGCUGGUCUCAAGUGGUAUCCUCACCCUGCUCUGAUUCACUGUGUCAAAGGCUGUGAGCCCUUCAUGGGAGACAAUUACUGUGAUGCCAUCAACAACAGAGCCUUCUGCAACUAUGAUGGCGGGGAUUGCUGUGCUUCUACAGUGAAGACCAAAAAGGUCACCCCCUUCCCUAUGUCCUGUGACCUACAAGGUGACUGUGCUUGUCGGGACCCUCAGGCCCAAGAACACAGCCGGAAAGACCUCCGGGGAUACAGCCAUGGCUAAGGAAGGACAAGGAGUUGUCAAAGAAUUCCCAACGCCAGGACCCGCAUCCCUUUGGUAUUGAUUUCACAGUCAGCUGCUCAACGGAAUGGCCUCUCCACACCAGGGAUCCUUAGCACCCAACCGGUCUGCCUUUAAUUUCACCCAGGAAGGACUCAUAGUGGGGGCGCAUGAACUAAGUCUCGCCAUGUUGAAAGAUGGAAUGGAAUCCCAUCCCAAAGUCUUAGAUGGAUUGCAUAUACAGCAUGCAGUCCCAGAGCCUCCUAAAAUUCUAACCAUUUGUCACACGACCACAGCAAGAAACAUGUUCUGUAUCUAGGAGUGUGCACAUCUGUGGUUAGUACACAUGCAUGCAUACGCACCCAUACAAACAUCUGUGUGAGGGCAGUUUUGGAGACUGAGCAGAGAGAGACUGGAACAAACUCAAUCUUUCCUUUCCCAAGCUCCUAGCAACAGUGUCCUUGGGAGAAAGAGAGUUGCAGAAACUGCUAAGACCAAGAGUUGAGAUGCCAAGAUAGCUCACACCCUGAGGCUUGGAAUAUGUAGGUCAUGCACAAUUGUGCAGUCCUUUGGGAUUGGAAGUGAAAUGGUCUCUGAUCAGCUACCUUCUAGGGAAGUAGGACCCAGAAAGAAGUGAAGAAUCCAAGGUAUGCAAAGCCCCCAAAUUCUUCUGCUGCCAUGGGGGAUUUUACCCCAACUCCAGGGUUUGAGGCCAAGCUGGAAAUGGCUCAGAAUUGCAAUGUCAAGGUAUUAUAACAGCCCCCUGCUUGAGGUUUGAGGCUUGAGGCCAUAAUAUCCCUCCAGAACCCACCCAUUCCCCAAACCUUGCCUUGGGACCACAUUUGCUGCUACUUUUCCUGCUGCUCUAUCCUAUACAUUGAGUAUCCCAAGAUGGUAGGACUAGGUUAGGAAAAACCCCACACAACCAAACAGUCUGCCUUAAAAAUGACCCACAUUUUUCCACAGCUCCUCACCUCUCAGCCCUUCUACAAGAGAAAAACCCUCAUUGGCCCACAUGGUGAGAAGUUAAGUUCCCCAUGGGUAGCCUUCUCAUCCUGGAAAGGAGUUGAGGGACUUAAGAUGCUGGAACCUUCACUGAGAGUCCAGAAUGUCUAAGCCAGUGUUAGAUUUUAUAAUCAAGUGGAACAGUGUUAAAUUUCUAUGAUGUUGGAGCCAUCCAGAGACUGUUGGAAUUGUAGAGACUCUUGAGUUAUUAUCUUUAUCCAAGCCUUCCUGGCCCUCCAGGCCAGAGCACGCUUUGGUCCCAAGGACCUCACUGUUGCUCUGAGUAGCUAUUAUUCUGGAACAGAAACUCAUCUUGGAUAUGAUCAAUCUAGGCCGUGUUCUAGAGGACCAUCAGAGGGAAGCCAAAGAGUUCACAGCCUCAUUCCCCAACAACCCAAGAUAGUCAUCAUGUUUCGCACAUAAUCUUCCAGCUACCAAGACUCCCAUCCACACCCAUGGUUGGGCAACCCUCCCCUCUCUCCCAUGUUCAGCCUUCAAAGUUAAGAGGAAAUUAGUCAAACGCAAGUGGAAACCCCCACCUCUUUGGGGUCUUCUUUCCCUCUUUUCAGUCAGUUACCUAUUUAUUCCUUUUGGAUUAAUGUGGAAAGAGAUUAAUACAGAAUGAGAUGGAGAGGAUGGUUAAGUCUGACAUAAUUUCUGAGACAUGGAACUGAGAAAGUGAGGCAAGGGAAGGGUCUAAACUAGAUGUAUCACAUAAAGGUUGCUGUAAAUCAAGUCAUCUCAAGUCUAGUGAAGACAACCAACAAAAACAAAGUCCAGCAUAGGAAUGGAAAAUACCAGGCUUGUGGACCUACUACCCUCCUCAUUCCUGUAUCUGAGGCAGGCAUUGUUAAUCAGUCAUAGCACUUUGUCCUAUGGGGACCAGAAAUAACUUCAGAAACCUUCUUACUAUAUCAUUCCCAACAGCAAUUACCUGCUGAUCAAGAACACUUGAGAAAACAUCUACUGGCCAUCUGUGGUCUGUUACAUUAAGAAAUAUAUCAAGGUGCUUUUUGCACAGGUGUCCACAAAUAAGGAUGCAGUACUUGGAAAGUUUUGUGUGCUUGUACCAUAUUACAAACUCCGAGAUUGGGUUCCAGAAUGGAGAGGCUGCCACUAUUGUUAAGGUCAGGCUCAAAUCCUUUAUGUUUCCUCCUUACAAACUCAUAUCUCAUUUAUAUUCAAAGCAUUUUUUUUCUAUACAUACUGGGCCAAUCCUUAGCAAAAUAAUAAUAAUGAUAGAAGAAGUGAUCUCACUUUGUAGCCCUCUCCAGUAUCUUAGAACUCUUGCCAACUCUUAAAGCCCCCUUCUUACCCUAGCUGAGUUAUCAUCCUGUGUGGUGUUAGCUUAGAAGAUAUGAACUAAGAAAGGUAACAGUGUCAGCCCUCUCACUUACUUUAUUACACCAAUAAGUAGAAAAAAAAGUCUUGAAGACCCAAAGAUGACAUUAUUAAUGGUGGGGUUGCAGGAACCACAGAGGAACCUCAUCAGCUUCCCUUAAAUUGAUCCUCAUCCUCUAUCUUCCUUCACUCCCACCCUUGUCUCUCCUCACACUCUCCAGGUGAGCAGAGUUUCCUGGAGGCUGACUUUUAUCUUCAGACUCACAGAUUGAGUUGAGCUCUUCUGUGCAAAGAUCCACCCAAUCACCUUCCUACCAUCAUUCAAACCUAUUACUGACAAAUUCACAUUUGCCAAGGAUAUUAGGCAAGAGACGCUACCUGACUGAUGGCCAGCCUCAUGCCCACGGAAGAUGUAAUUAAUAGACCCUUCUCAAAACUUAGUGAAGGAGGGUCAGCUCUAUUCGUGCAAUGCACUGAUUCUCCUUUUCACUUUCUUUUUGGGAAUAAACUCAUUGUCUCAUCCCUUGGAUCAUCUCCUGUUGAGGAUAGUAGAGUACCCACAAAGAGGCAGCUCUGGAGCACUGUUGUCCAGCAGCAGCUCAGGGGCCCUAAAACACUUGGGGGUUCUGGGUCUGAAAAAGUAUUAGCCUCUUAGCAGCAAGAAAGAAAAGAUGAGGUCGACAGUUCUCUAAGCCUUGUCUUGGGAAGGCUUUCCAAGCCACAACCUUAGCUGCCUGCCCAGAGGACUUGCAUUACCCGCUAGGAUCUGUGCCAAUGAUCCCUUAAGGGAAGACAGUCCUUGGAAAGUCCAUUUUGGUGGCUAAAUUGAGGUGUUAAGGAAGGGAGAGAUUAAUGGUCAUAAAUAGUAGGGCUUUGAAGAUGGAGGGUAUCAGCUGCUACUCUUGGCUUCAGCAUGCUGAGCCACUGCCUAGACAGUUCUCUUGGUCUUAGUCCACCUUGGCCAUUGCUUAAAUGCUAUUUGUUGAAAAUAAUUCUUUGAGACAGAUUUCAGUUACCUCCCUUCCAGGUUCGAUUUAACUUGGUUGUAACUGUCAAUUUGUUAUAGGUCUUACCUGUGUUUAAAAAAGAAAGAUAAAGAAAGGAAGGAAGGAAGGUGGCAGGGAGGGAGAGAAGGAGAAAGGAAAGAAAGAAGGAGAAAAGGAAGGAAGGAAGGAAGAAAACAAACCAUAAAUUCAAGUUAAUAGUUUCGAGGUUUUGUGUUUUUUUUUUCUGGAACUACUUCAAGUGGGGAAAAUAAAAAGAAGAAAUUGAUAGUGACAAAGCUGUACAGAUAGAGAUUAAUAGAACACGAGAUUAAAAGGAAAUAAAACUGCAUGAUUAAAAAUAAGAAUUAAAGAAACCUAUUUUUGUGCUUCCUAAAGGAAAUUGUUUAUUCUACAGACUGAGUAGGUAGACACAAGCAGAAAGAAUUCCGUAGAAGGAAAUAUAGAGCAGGAUUUUAUGACGCUGUUAUUUUCUGUACAUUGUGGUAGGUCCAGGAAAUAAGGCAUCUUCCCUCUUGAUAUGUAGUCUUGUGGUUGAGAGAGCAUUUUAUCUAUUUGGUGGCAAUCGGUGUUAGUAGAGAGUGGGGAGGGCUUGAAAUUAGUUUUACCCGAUAUUAAGGGAACAUAUUGUGUUGUGCUUUUCACAUUAUAAAAUGGUUGUAUUUACCAGCAGAGCACUGGGCUUUAUAAAGACUGCACUUAGAAUCACACUGCACAGUCCACUUUCCUAAAAAGCUGCUACAUGACCAGACAGGUAAUUCCCAUGAUUUUUGAGAAACAAAACAAAACAAGCAAACAGCAAACAUAAAAACUAAACAGCAAUUGAAUAACAGCCUAUUCUUUGAAUUUUCAAGUUUUGCCAAAUUCCUACCAAUCAUUUGAUCUUUAAAAGAGAUUUAUAAUAGCCAAGAGAGAAAUUAUGUCCCUAGAGUAAGAAAAUAGAAUUCUUGACUCCAGGCAGCAGUUUGCUCAGUGAUCUUGAACAACAAGUCAUCGAGUUGCCACUCCAUUUGCCUCAGUUUCUCCAGCUGCAAAAUGGGGAUAAUACUACUUACCUACCUCACAGUGGGAGGGCAGAGGAUUGUGAGGCCCUGGGGGUUGAAAGGGGCUGUGGCAAUCUGUGAGAGCCAAGGCUUGACACAAGUCUAUGGGUUAUUUUUCAAGAAUGCACAGGUCCAUUGGCCAUUUAAGAAAGACAGGGAGUGCUCAUUGGAUGUUUCAAGGAAUGAUGCUGGAGCUCCUGGAUUAUAAUCCACUUUAAGAGAGAGGCUUGUAUUUGGGAAUAUUUCAUUCGUAGGUAAAUUGGAUUUUUCCCCCAUUAUUCUGGCCUUUCACCAGUUCUAUAAUUUGAUUAAAAGCCAAUUACUUCCUACAGGGUAAAAGUCAGUUUACUGUUGUCUAUUCAAGACUUCCGGGCCAUUUCCAACUUUAUAGAGGAAGGGAGUCCCUAAAUGUCUUCUUCUUCUCACACUUAAAAUUCUGCAUCAAGUGUUCAAUUAAAAGAAGAUACGGCAUUCUGAGUGCAAACAACUCUGGGCUCCUUAAAUUAUACACCAGCAGUCAGUGAGGAGAAUUUUGAACAAUUAUUGAGUUGCUUUCUUGGGUCUCUAUAAUCAAAAACCUGUCCGCAGAUAUCUAUCUAUAUAAAGAUAUUAUAUAUAAAUAUAAAUUUACAUAUAUAUGCACAUGUAUAUAUAGUUGUACAUAUAUGUGUGUAUAUAUAUACUUAAAUGUAAUAUUUACAAAAUAAAACUGUGAUCUCGUCUAGAGAAAAUGUAUUCAUAUUACAAACUGCUCUUCCAUAUUUAUGUAUCAUAUUAUACCUUUUUAUUAUUGUUAUAAUUAUUAUAGGUAUUUCUAAUUAUUAUGAUGUUGACAUCUGUUUGGCACCUUCUGGAAACUACCAAAAAAUGACUCUCCAUUGAAGUGCUUAAACUCUGUUCUCAUGAGAAUUCUACUGGCCUACUAUAAAAAAAGGAAAAAAAAAAAAAAAGAAAGAAAACAGUCUAAAGACCAAAAACAAAACACAAUUCCAAUCCUUUUUCUGUACCUCACGCGCAUAAAUUUGCUGCUCCUAUUUUGGGUUUUAUUUUUUUUCCUGUUUAUGUGUUUUUAUGGAUCUAAGUUAAGUCUUUCAGCAAUAUAUAAAAAUGUAAAUAGUAAACUUUAUUUAUUAAGAAUGUCAUCUUUUUUAAUUUAUAUUUACACAAUUGUUCAUCUAAUUUAUUUUUUCUAUACAGUUUUAAAUACUCAGACAUAUUUUGCUGUUCAUGAUAUUUUUAUCCUGUUCUCAUGGAUUUGUUUUUCCAUACUGUUUUCUCUGGUCUCAAUUACAGGUUGGAUCUCACACACAAAAAAAAUGAUGUCAAAGACAGAAAUAUUUUGCCACUGUUGAUUACUAUACCUUAAAAUUCUAUAUUAUGAAAAUAUAUAAUAGCUUGUAUGCUUCAAUAUGUGGUGGUAUGAUUUUUGUGUGUUGUGGAAAUCUAAAGGAUUCUCAUAUAGACACACUAGAAUGGAAGAGAACCCCAGGGCCUAGAAUUAGAAGAUCAAGGUAGCAUGAGGUUGAAUGCAAUAUACACCCAAUAUUUUACAUAAAUAAUUCCUGAAAAGUGUCUACAUUUUGCAUAUGCAAAGCUGGAAAACAUUUUUACAUGUUAUAAGAAAGUUCAGUUUUCAGAGAGCUGAAAUGAAUAUCACUUGCAGUUACACCUAGCCUUUUGGAUGCUAUCUUCAACAACAUAUUUCCAGCAUAUUCUUUACUUCCAUGUUUUUCUUUAUAAUUGAACACUGAGUCAUCUAGUUCAUCACACGAACAUGUAGCUGAGACUGAGGUUUUGCUGUUUUCGAUCUGCCUAUUAGAUCAAAUUAGAUGAUAAAAUUUCAUCUUAUCACCACUUAGUAGCUAUGUGAUCUUUGGAAAGUUAUUUAAUUGCUUUAAGAUUUGGUUUUUCCCAUUUGCAAAAUGGAAAUUAAAAGUACCCACCUCAUGAAGUUGCUGGUAGAAUUAAAUAAGAUAAUGCAAAGUUUUCAGAACGAUGUCAGAACACAGGUUAUAUUAACUCUUGUUAUGAUUAUUAUGAGACAGGGGCUGCUUACAACAAGUAUUAAUAAUACACUAAUUUUUCUGAUAUCUACUUAAUUGUUAAAAGAAUAAAAAUAAGAUGCACUAAAGCAUUCGCUUGCACAGGCAUUGCCAUGGAGUAGUUACUGGCACUGUGCACUCGGCUGUUGGCUGCCAGUACCACCAUAAGACAGGUCAAAAUAUGUGUUUAUCUGCUGAUACUUGAAUGUUGAAUUUUGCACAAAAGGGCAGUUUGGGAAUAUCAAUGUGAAUUGCAUAAAAGGGCAGGGGUUGGGAAGUCAAGAACUACCCAAACAGGGUUUUUGGACUCUUUACAAAUACAAACCGGUGAGAGACACAAGGGAGGGCAUGAAAAAUAUAAAUAAAUAAAAUAAAAGUCAUUGCUAAA